Messenger RNA from Pyricularia oryzae 70-15, 1413 nucleotides. RefSeq lists its product as uncharacterized. The transcript is spliced from 3 exons. The record is from RefSeq and is a predicted model, not a curated record. The coding region runs from base 403 to 864 and encodes 153 amino acids. Lineage: Eukaryota; Fungi; Ascomycota; Sordariomycetes; Magnaporthales; Pyriculariaceae.
CAUGGGGCAAAAGCGAGAGAGGAGAGCCACCUUGAUCCUGGUCUAGACUAGCACGGGUAGCAACCAGAGCAAGGCAAGGGGGUGUCACAAUGGGGGAGCUUUGACACUUUUGUUGUACUAAUUUGUUUGAUUAAUUUUUCCUAGUGUUGGGUUAUUUUGUUUACUAGAAAAUAUAUCUUUCCCGCUUCUCGCCGUUCUUGCGGCUCUUUUUGGGCUGGGCUCUCUCUCUUUUUACUCCUUAGCUCCGGCCACCACUUUAAUCACGACCGUUUACGACGACGACGACACUCGCUCCUGUCUCCACCAGCAUUUCCAAAACCGCUUCGUUUGGUAUUCCACUAUCUCAGUGCUCCUGCCAUUUUUAAUCAAACUCUCUCUACCAUCCUAAACACACCAGUCAAAAUGAAGAGCUCCUUCGUCCUCCCCUUCGCCCUUCUGGCCGCCACCGUUGCCGCCCAGGACCCGUCCUGCGGUGCUACUUACAUUGUUGACGCCUGCUUGACUGGCGAGAAGGCCAAGUUCAACGCCUGUGAGGACAAGGACUGGGGCUGCAAGUGCGCCAGCUACGAGGCCAUCGUGACCUGCUUCAACAACUGCCCCAACGAUCCCCGCAAGACCUCCGAGGAGGGCCAGAAGAGCAUCUUCUGCGGCUACAACUCGCAGUUCCCCUCGUCGACCACCACGGCUUCCAUCGCCGCAGCCACCGGCGCCUCCACCACCGCAGCUGCCGCCACCACCAGCUCCAGCUCCACCGGCAGCUCCACCGCCGCUCAGCCCUCGCAGACCGGUGCCGCCGCUGACCUCGUCAUGAAUGCCGGUGGCAUCCUGGCCGUCGUCGCUGCCGUCGUCGUUGCUGUCUUGUAAAAAAAAUGACAGGGCAAUCAAACUAAUGAAGCUAAAAAAAAUUCACGAAAGACAAAAAACAUGGAUGGCACGACAAAUGAGAUUUGAUUUACAAAAAGCAAAACACAUGGUUCCAAUAAUACGGGAACACAGAAGAAGGCUAAUGGCUAAUACGAGGUUUCUGGGGUCGUGUUGACGUUAAUAUAUUCCCACCUUAAUUUACGUCAAAUCCCCCUCCCUCGUAUUCCCUACACCUUUGAAUAAUGACAGCACCCCUCUGGGGGUGUUGGGAUUCAGAAUCCGGAGAAAUCACCUCGGUAUUCUCUGCCGGUUUCGGCGACGGAAAACUUUUUUUCAAGAUACUGGAGAGAGACACGGACCUGUGAGAGCGAGGCACAAGUCAACAUAUUUAUUAUACCUUGCUUAUUUAGUCUUGUCCGGUAGAUAAUGAUAUCCACGGCGUGUUUAACAUUUUGAUUCGCUCACAUACACGCGUUAGAUGUUUGCAGAGUGAAUUAAACAAAUAAGCUUACGAUUCAAUUUCGGUUGCCUUGACAAUCUUUAAACGCA